Molecule: messenger RNA, 3252 nt
Organism: Danio aesculapii
Lineage: Eukaryota; Metazoa; Chordata; Actinopteri; Cypriniformes; Danionidae
Gene: fastkd4
Product: transforming growth factor beta regulator 4
Exons: 12
Coding region: 168-2060 (630 amino acids)
Biological process (GO): regulation of mitochondrial mRNA stability; mitochondrial RNA processing
Cellular component (GO): mitochondrial matrix; ribonucleoprotein granule
Molecular function (GO): RNA binding
Source: RefSeq, a predicted model, not a curated record
AAUCACGUGUUGCCGGCUCCCUGACGCAAAACCUCCGCGACUCCUACUGAUCGUUGCUCCAUGUGAAUGUCGUCGAUCCACUUAUAAAACCUAAUUUGACGAGGUGCACAGCUGAAGAUGUGGGUGCAAAUGCUUUGAUUGGUUGUUCAGGAAGUCUCCUUUUGAAAAUGACCACCAGGCUGCUGUGCAGAUGGGCACGAUGGUUUCCUCGCAGCCCUCAGACUGCCAUAGCCUCUGCCCGCCUGCAGACCUCCACUGUCCACCAUACAGAGCCUCUAUGCUUGAUGACUCUGUCUUUGAUCCGACCUUCUGUUCGGCAUCUCUGUCAGGGAAAUGAACUGGCUAAGAUAGAGGAGGCAACAGUUCCAUAUGAACGUACAAAACUGAUCAGACUUGUGGAAAAAGCAUCCACCCCAGACGAAGUGCUUCAGUUGUGGGAUGAGCACGGUGGAUCGGGCAGUGAGGCCGCCAGGUGUCUGAUCCAGCUGAACUUGCGGGUCGUGGAGAAGGGAGGAAAAGAAGUUUUGCUGGAUCCUCGCUGCAAGAGCAUGCAGGACACUUUAAACACUCAGUUGUCCACAGUGUGGAAUGGAUCUCUGGUGGGUCUUUUGCGUACUCUCACCAUGUUAGGUCUCCCUGCCGAUGCUCCGCUACUCGGCGCCAUCCAGAAUGAAGUGCUCUGGAGGAUCCGGCGCCUCAGCUAUCGUCACCUGUCCUACCUGGCAGACUGGGUAGCCUUUCAGCGCAGAAUGGGGUAUGAAAAUGAUGUGCUUACCUCAACCCUAUUGAAACAACUGGAGCUGCGCUGGACUGAGCUGUCUGACAGUCGCACCAUAACCAUUCUCAUGGGCCGUGCUUCACUUUUCACCCCCUCUCUCAUAGAUAAACUGGAGGACAAAGCUCUGGAGUUGGCAGAGAGUUUUAGCGCAGAGGAUAUGCGGAGGGUGGCAUUAGCACUGGCCGCUCAAAACAGAAGGGCUGUGCCAUUGCUACGGGCUCUCUCAUACCACCUGAACCAGAAACCCUCCUUUGAGCUAAAAACGCCAUUGUUGCUUGAUAUCGCCUACGUUUAUGGUAAACUGAAUUUUAGCCAGACACAGUUUCUCAAGCGACUCGCAUCGGAGCUAUUGCCCAGGUUAUCUGAGCUGAGUUCCUCUGAAGUCAGCCGUUGUGCCAAGUCUCUUGCCUUACUCAAGUGGCUCCACCUGCCUCUCUUUGAAGGCUUUGCUCAGCACUAUGUGAGUUAUAGUGAAAAGUACAGCACUCUGCAGAUGUGUAAUCUCCUCAUGGCUUUCGCCAAACUUAACUUUCAACUCGGCAAAGAGCAAUUUUACCAAAAGGUGCACAAAGCUUUGGAAGAUUCCUUUACGGGUUUAGAGCCCUUCCUGAAAACAGAUAUGGUCUGGUCGCUCUGUGUGCUUAACCAGGCUAAUUCUGAUUACAUCUCCUCUGUUACAAAGCCAGACUUUCAAAAGAAUCUCUCAGCAGGUGGCAUCGAGGGUCGGACUGAGAACUAUCGGCAGAAAUUGCUGAAUAUCUGUGCCUAUGCUCAGCUGGAGCCUCUAGGACUCGCUGUUGAUGCUUCUACUGUGUCGCUGCCAGAUCUUCAGAGUAAAGGAGAGUCCAGUAGUGCUCUGCAGAAAACCCUGCACACGGCCCUCUGGAGCCUGGCCAAUGAGCGAAAACAGGCCCUUCGCACUGCUGUCAAAACUCUAUAUGGCUGGACAAUUGAUGGGGAGCUGGUGGUCGAUUCAGAGAAUAAGCCUAUAGAUAUGGAGAACUUUAAAGCCCCUCAUCUACCUGAAGGUGGUGGAGCUGAUGCCUUACCUGAAGGGGCACGACGAAUCGCAUUUGUGGCUUGGGAUUUUUCAAGCUUUUGUCUGAAGAGCAAGGACCUUCUGGGCCGAUUUGCGAUGCAGAAACGCCACCUACAGCUGGCUGGGUUUAUAGUGGUGGAGGUGCCGUACUUUGAAUUUCUGGAGCUGAAGUCUGACUGGCAGAAAGUGGCAUACUUGAAAGACAAAUUAGGGAAGGCAGUUGCUGAGGAAAUGGCUAAGUGAGCUCUCUAAGCCUGUCAAUAACUUUAAGUGCUUUUGACACAGGCUGCUCACAGACAUCAACAGCCCAAGACAAUAACAUGACUUACAGGUGAGGGAAGGACACAGAAAGACAAUACUGCAUACACGCAAACCGCAGAGAGACAGUUACAGCAUCCUCAGGUCCCAUGAUCCACCCUAACAUCAGAGUGGGAAUCAAACGUGUCUGGGAACUGUGAUCCAUCACCGCAGGAACAGAAAGUGGAGCCUCCAGAAAACAGCAGAUGCUCAGAAGAAACAGAAUUGCGCAUUCGCUGCCUUCCCACUACAAAAAAGUAACUCUAAGCCAAAGAGCUAGAGAAAUGAAAGCGUGUGACUGAUCUGAAGUGUUCGCCACAGGGGGAAAACAACUCCAUACCAACAACCCUCAAUUAUCUGAGCUGUGUGUUAAUCGUAGACAUUCACAUUCUCUACUUCCACCUAUAAUAAAUACAUACACCUUCUGUUUGUGAUGCAGUUGCCUAGACAACACAUGUUGCCAUGGAGACAGUUAUGCUGAAGGUGUAUUAAUGGAGAAAGGGAUUGAGAGUUCAGUACUUGAAGAUACUUAGCACACACUUCACAAUUCACCACUUUAUUACCGAUAAUAAGAAAAGAGAAAUGAUAUCCACCCACUCUGUUUGAUUCAGUUGGUAUUUGUACAUUUGCAUAUAUUCAUGCAUUUUAGGUAUGUAAAACAAGGCAGUAUGUAAGAAUAUACAUAUCAGACGUCAUCAAAUUUUGUUACUUUAAUAUUUAUUUUGGAAAUCAUUGCGCUCUGGGAUAUUUAAAAGUAUUUGCCGGUCUGUUAUUUGCUGUCAGAUUAACUUACUGUGGUUACCUAUAGUGGAUGUUACUCUCUAGAUCUUUUUUGAAAGAUUUUAAGAGAUGUUUUUCACUCAGACUUCCAACUAAACAGCCGUUUCUCAACCACGUUCCUGGAGGACCACCAGCUCUGCCCAGUUUCCAUGUUUCCUUAACCAAACACACCUGAUUCAGAUCAUCAGCUCAUUAGCAGAGUCCGAAAGACAUGUAAUGGGUGUGACAGGCAAAGGAGACAUUCAAAACAUGCAGUGUUGGUGGUCCGCCAGGAACGUGGUUGAGAAACACUGAACUAAGCCGUUUUUGUGUUUGCAAUUUGUGGACAUCAAUAAAUCAAUCUCAUAUUUUUAUCAAA